AUCUCUCACAAUCGCAUUCACCAUAGCAGUAAUGGGUAAGUUGUUUAAUCAUCUUUGUAUAUGCAAAUGAUGAUUUUCUCUUAUGGUGUUAACACUCCCUUAUUUCAAUUUGUUUACUUUAACUUUCUUUUUAGUUCGUUUAAAAAAGAAUGUCUCGUUCCUUUCACAUUUUGAUACAUUCUAACGUUUGGCCAUGAGAAUGUUUCACUUCUUUUCCGAAAAAUUAUUUCACUUUAUUUAAAAAUUAACGUUCGGCCAUAAUACAAUCUAAAACAUAUUUUCACUUUUUUCUUCGCUUUUUUCACUUUUAAUACAUUCAAACAACCAAAUAUUCUUUGCAAAACUAUAAUCAACCAACUCCAUCUUCAACUCCAACUUCAAAAUUCCAAAUAAUGUGAAAAAUAUUUGAUUUUCCUGGCUAAACGCCUACUUAGUUUAAGACUACAAGAGUGUUAAUGCUCCGUGCCAAAUCAAACCCAAACAAACAAAUUGAAACAAAGGGAGUGAUAUUUUGUAUAUGUAAACAAGUUUUUGAUAGUGCAGGGGAAGAAGAAGAAAUGGAAGGAAAAGUUAUGGAAGGAGUUGCUUCAAUAGCACUCAUUGAAAACGGGUCUAUUUCGGGUCACUUCAUUCAUCUUCCUCAUUCUAUCUGCUAUGGCAUCCAUGGCACUGAGAUGGUUUGUGAAAGGGAAUGCAGUAGGGGUGAGGACUACCGCUUGUUGAAGCUCACAAUUAUUGACUACAAUAGAAAAAGAGAAAGGGAUGUUAUAGUGGAGUGCAAAGGACAUGAUGCUGCUAGGAUUCAGAAUGUUGACCAUGCUCAUGGGUGGGAGGAUGAUGUUGUCAAUAUGCUUGACAAGAAGGAUCAGAAGAACAAGAUUCUUGUUUCUUUCGAGUGUGAGACACUGAAAGCGGGUAAAGCAGCAGAGGACCAUAUCAACAAAUUCAUGCCCAAGUUAGCCGGGGCGGAUGCUGUUGUUAGAACUUGCAGUUAACAUUGGCAAGAUGAGGAUUGUAGGCUUGGACUUCGAAGAUGCAAAUGGAGAUGGAGAUGGAGAUGAUAACCAGCAGAAUAUUUGAGCUGCAGCUCAUCUGCACUACCGGGCAGUUUGACUUAAAAAACUGUUUCAGAAGUUAAACUAGAAUGUAUUAUCUAGUUAGUCAUGCAGUUUUAGGCUCAUUAUCUCGGCGUUAAGCCCCUCUUGUAAUUAUAUUACCUCAAAAGCUGUUAUGGGUUUUGCUAAUGUUCACUUUAGAUGAAGAUGUAUUAUCAGUUGACAGCUAGAACCCAAUAUAUAACAUUGUGCACAGAAUCAAGCCAAACUCUCAUGAUUACUAUUGAGCUAUGAUU
Lycium ferocissimum is the source of this 1351-nucleotide messenger RNA. RefSeq lists its product as uncharacterized. The transcript is spliced from 5 exons. NCBI's taxonomy places the organism in Eukaryota, Viridiplantae, Streptophyta, Magnoliopsida, Solanales, Solanaceae. The coding region runs from base 456 to 995 and encodes 179 amino acids. The record is from RefSeq and is a predicted model, not a curated record.